Empidonax traillii (willow flycatcher) is the source of this 1615-nucleotide messenger RNA. It is a transcript of the gene ERCC8, whose product is annotated as ERCC excision repair 8, CSA ubiquitin ligase complex subunit. Gene Ontology annotation, molecular function: protein binding. Lineage: Eukaryota; Metazoa; Chordata; Aves; Passeriformes; Tyrannidae. The transcript is spliced from 12 exons. Gene Ontology annotation, biological process: protein polyubiquitination; proteasome-mediated ubiquitin-dependent protein catabolic process; transcription-coupled nucleotide-excision repair. Gene Ontology annotation, cellular component: Cul4A-RING E3 ubiquitin ligase complex; nucleotide-excision repair complex. Bases 115 to 1314 code for a protein of 399 amino acids. The record is from RefSeq and is a predicted model, not a curated record.
CCAGCCCUGCCCUGCUCCCGCCUACGGGCGCGGGGCGCUCCAGCAACGCUGCUCGCCAUUGGCGCAGCCUGCCCAAGAUGGCGGCGCGGCGGGCCGCGGGGCGGUGCUUCCGCCAUGUUGGGGUUGCUAUGCGCUCGCCAGACCGGGCUAGAUGAUCCUGGGCGUUUGCGCCGGGCCGAGCACACCCGCAGGGUUCUAAGUUUGGAAUUAAAUAAAGAUAGAGAUGUGGAAAGAAUACAUGGGAGUGGUAUCAACACACUUGAUAUUGAGCCUGUUGAGGGAAGAUACAUGUUAUCUGGUGGAUCGGAUGGUGUUAUUGUACUUUAUGACCUUGAAAACUAUAGCAGAAAACCAAGUUACACCUGUAAAGCACUUUUCUCUGUGGGAAGGAGCCAUCCUGAUGUACAUAAAUUCAGUGUGGAGACAGUCCAGUGGUAUCCUCAUGACACUGGCAUGUUUACAUCCAGCUCAUUUGAUAAAACCUUAAAAAUAUGGGAUACAAACACUUUGCAACCUGCAGAUGUAUUUCACUUUGAGGGAACAGUCUAUAGCCAUCAUAUGUCUCCAGUUGCUACAAAGCAUUGUUUAAUAGCAGUUGGUACCAAAAGCCCCAAAGUACAGCUCUGUGACUUGAAGUCUGGAUCCAGUUCUCACAUACUGCAGGGUCACAGGCAAGAAGUAUUGGCAGUGUCUUGGUCCCCACGUCAUGAAUAUGUUUUGGCAACAGGAAGUGCUGAUGGUAGAGUAAAACUGUGGGAUGUGAGGAGAGCUUCUGGAUGUCUGAGUACACUUGAUCAGCACAACGGGGAGAAGUCCAAGGCAUCUUCUGAGGCAGCAAACACUGCUCACAAUGGGAGAGUUAAUGGUUUAUGCUAUACCAGUGAUGGUCUUCAUCUGUUAACCAUUGGUACAGAUGAUCGGAUGAGACUCUGGAACAGCUCCACUGGAGAAAACACGUUAGUGAACUAUGGGAAAGUCUGUAAUGAAAGUAGGAAAGGACUCAAAUUUGCCAUCUCUUGUGGCUGUAAUCCGGAAUUUGCCUUUGUACCAUAUGGAAGUACCAUUGCUGUUUAUACAGUUUUCACAGGAGAAUUGAUAACUGUGCUUAGAGGGCAUUAUAGCACUGUCAACUGCUGUGUAUUUCAACCUCAUUUUCAGGAACUUUAUAGUGGUAGCAAAGAUUGCAAUAUCCUUGCAUGGAUACCAGCUCCACGAGAGCCAGUUCCUGAUGAUAUUUCUGAAAAGUCUCUGCCUCAACAACAUUUAAAUCCAGCAUAUGAAGAUGCAUGGAGCAGCAGUGACGAUGAAGGCUGAAUUUAAAUUAUAUGCUGAUAUAAAAUCGACAUUCAGGCACCGCAUUCACAGACUUUAUCUACAGAAUUGGAUGUUGUUGGAUUUAUCGUGACUAGAUUUUUGGUACAGUUCUGUUAGAGCAAGGUCUUCCAGAAAUAAGUUUCCACUGUUCUCUGUGGUUUUUUGUCACUGUUGGAGUUAAUUCUAAAGGAUUACUUUUUCAUACUGACUUUUGUACUUACCUUUACACGUUGGUAUACUUUAUUCAGUGUUUAACAGCUGAUAAAGAAAAAAUAAAAUCCCUCCAGACUAGUCAAUAUUA